AUGGCAGGAACUUCCGAAGCUGAGAAGCCGUUUGACAUUGUCGCGACGUACAAUGAUUUGCUUCGCACAGAUCCGGACCUGACAAUGCCAAUUGCGGCUAUUGAGUCUCUGGUCUUAUUACUCACACAUUCACCGUCCUCCACGAUCUCCGAGACCCUCGAUCUGCUUGAAAAAUCCACCGCACACCUGAAGAAGUCGAUCUCGAACCCCAUCGGUCUGUCCGCCGGAACCGAUCUCUUCCAACGGUACCUGAUCACGACACUCCAAAGGCCCGGCCAGCUGGGACCCGCCGGAGAUUUCAACGCAAUCAGAGCGCACCUCCUGUCAAACGGCCGUCUGUUCGUGCGACGUGCAAAGGAAAGCCGGGACAAGAUCGCCGCGUUCGGACGAGGCUUCGUCCGAGACGGCAGCACGAUCCUGACGAAUGGCGGGUCGCGAGUAGUUGCGUCGUUGCUGCACAAGGCAGCCGCCGAAAAGGGCGGACUCUCCGCAGUCCGUUUCCGCGUGAUCUACGUUCUGUCGUCAGCGAAAGGAGACGUCGAGAACCCGUCUGCGGAGCCAGAGGGCAUGGAAACUGUGCGUAUGCUGCGUGAGAGCGGCGUCCCGGUGGCUACGAUCCCACCGUCCGCCGUUGCAUACUCUAUCGGGAAGGCGGAUACGGUGAUCGUGGGUGCGGAGGGCGUCGUCGAGAACGGAGGCAUCGUGUCGCGGAUGGGGACCUACCAACUCGGCUUGCUUGCCAAAGCCAUGGGGAAGCCUUUCUACGUCGUGGCUGAGAGUCACAAAUUCGUCCGUGUGUACCCGCUGGGGCAAUACGAUCUGCCCAUUGAGCAGCGCGUGAUUGAGUUCAGGACCCAGGAAGAUAUCGCAGAGGCGGAGAAGCAACGGCUGGACGCUAAAUCGUCCGAUGUGCCUGCUAAACCGAGCUCGGAGUACGAUUGCGAGGUGGUGGACUACACGCCACCGCACCUGAUAUCCGCACUGAUCACGGACAGUGGCGUCCUCACGCCAAGCGCAGUCAGUGAGGAGUUGAUCAAGAUCUGGUUCUAG
Messenger RNA from Aspergillus candidus, 1050 nucleotides. RefSeq names its product translation initiation factor eIF2B subunit alpha. Gene Ontology annotation, biological process: translational initiation. Gene Ontology annotation, molecular function: guanyl-nucleotide exchange factor activity; translation initiation factor activity. The coding region runs from base 1 to 1050 and encodes 349 amino acids. The record is from RefSeq and is a predicted model, not a curated record. Gene Ontology annotation, cellular component: eukaryotic translation initiation factor 2B complex. NCBI's taxonomy places the organism in Eukaryota, Fungi, Ascomycota, Eurotiomycetes, Eurotiales, Aspergillaceae. The transcript is spliced from 2 exons.